Penicillium angulare is the source of this 1362-nucleotide messenger RNA. RefSeq lists its product as uncharacterized. Lineage: Eukaryota; Fungi; Ascomycota; Eurotiomycetes; Eurotiales; Aspergillaceae. The transcript is spliced from 11 exons. Gene Ontology annotation, cellular component: U5 snRNP; U4/U6 x U5 tri-snRNP complex; spliceosomal complex. Gene Ontology annotation, molecular function: RNA binding; single-stranded DNA binding; sequence-specific DNA binding. Bases 1 to 1362 code for a protein of 453 amino acids. The record is from RefSeq and is a predicted model, not a curated record. Gene Ontology annotation, biological process: mRNA splicing, via spliceosome.
AUGGGUUCUAUCGUUCUCCCUCAUCUCCAAACAGCUUGGCACGUUGACCAGGCCAUUCUCUCAGAAGAAGAGAGACUGGUGGUUAUUCGAUUCGGUCGCGACCAUGACCCCGACUGUAUCCGCCAAGAUGAACUUCUCUACAAGAUUGCCGAGCGUGUAAAGAACUUUGCCGUCAUCUACCUUUGCGACGUCGACCAGUGCCCCGACUUCAACACCAUGUACGAGCUCUACGAUCGGAUGACGAUCAUGUUCUUCUAUCGUAACAAACACAUGAUGUGUGAUUUUGGCACGGGUAACAACAACAAGUUGAACUGGGUGCUGGAGGACAAGCAGGAGUUGAUUGAUAUCAUCGAGACCAUCUACAAGGGCGCGAAGAAGGGCCGCGGUCUCGUUAUUACUCGACCCGAUACCGGUACUGAUCGAAGCUUUGGGGACAUUCGCGACCUUGGCGUAUCGCCGCCAACCGCACCCAGCACAACAACUUCAUCCUUCUUCUUCUUCCCUGCAACGACCCAACCUCACGACGAAAUGAUUGACCAGCAAAUUUUCGAGAGUCUUCAAACGAAGAUUGACGAGGAGACGAUCGUCAGAGAUGUGAGUCCCAGCAUCCCGCAUAUUCCGCGUACAGCGAAAUUCAUCAAUUCUUCGCGUGCCAAGCCUCAAGCUCUACGCGGGUGCUGUUCGCACAAUACAAGAUCACGAAAACUGACAGAUAUCCAGGAGCUACACGAUAUUGUCCAGACACUUGCACGCAAAGGGCGUUCUACUCAGGCCAUUCUUUCCAGGGCACACUCUACCCCGACCGAUCAAAUUCAUUCCGUCCUCGAGGAUGCGACUGCAGCAAUCAUUGCUCAGAAGCAAGAGGUUACCCGUUUGAAGACCGUGGCAGAUCAGCACCCUUUCUACAAGUAUAAUGGCGUGUGGUCACGAGAGCUGCAGAACCUGGUCGCCUCCAUCGAGCUCUGUGCAUGGCUGGGCGGUUUCCAGGAGCACAAGGGGCCCGAGUCCAAGUCGUUUAUGACGAUCGAGGAUGUCGGCAAGUUCCUAGAAGUUCCCGUCAACUUGAAGGGACAAGAUGCCUUCCACCUGACCAUCGAAGAAUAUCUGCUUGCCUUGAUUUCUAUGGUUGAGGAGCUGUCUCGUCUGGCUGUAAACUCCGUGACCUUGGGUGACUACGAGCGACCUGUAAAGAUCGGCAACUUCACCAAGGAGCUGUUCGCAGGAUUCCAGCUACUGAACCUAAAAAAUGAUAUCCUGCGCAAGCGCAGCGAUGGGAUCAAAUACAGCGUCAAGAAGGUCGAGGAUGUGGUGUACGAUCUUUCUUUGCGCAAUCUUAUUCCCAAAGACAGUGCGGCUGAGUAA